GUGUUGGACUGCCUGUCAUUCGAGUGCUACAGUAGUACGUACGUCGUGCGUUGGCCGAAGCAGUUGCUCUUGCGUUCAAGUACAUCACAGAUGGUACACGAUUUAACAAAAGCAAAACAAAGUUAAAGUGUAUAACAAAAGCAUUAUACAAAACAACAACAAAAGCAAAACACAAUGAAAUUACGAAAAAAUACCGCGAAACUCAAACUGUAAAGAAACGAAUGCCAAGCCGACUUUUCGUUAACACUCGUACUAUGUAGUCUGCAAUAUAAGGCAACAAAAAAAAACAAAUUCAAGUUCGUUACUUAAUCUAACGGUUUCACUGCACUCCAACGCACCAACGCCAGUGGGUCUGAUUCGUUUAAUGCAAAGCAUAUUAGUUGGGGUGCUCAUAGCUGUUGUUGUUGGUGUUGGUAUUGUUCUUGUUGUCAUCGCGCCAUUCAACCGUUGUGAGUGAUGUCGUGCGCUGUGACUUUCGGUCUUUUCAACAACAUCCACUGCCGCCGCCGCCGCCUCGGUUGAAUGGCAAAAAGCAACAUUCAGUCUUCUGCUGCGCGUAUAUAGUAAACAAAAAACGGCGAUAAGUGGUUAAUCGCUUCUUAAUCGAGCGCGAGUGCGUACGCACAGCAGCAGUACCGUUAUAGCGUUACAAAUAUUUAUUUAGUAGCAAUUUCGCGGUGUUCGUGUAAGUCAAGGUGGUAACGCGCGAACUGCCUGCAAGUGAUUUUUUUUAAUAAUUUAUUUUUUUUUUCUGAUUUACUAAAAGAAAAAAAAAUUACUAAAAAUUUAGUGUGUGUCAAUAUUUGCGAAUUUAAUUUGUGUAAACAUUUGUAUAAACACAGAUUUCUGUUUUGUUUUGUGUAUGUGUGCUUUCUCGCAUAAAAUUCGCUGCGCUAAAGGAAUUUAAUGAUUGACUGGUGCUUUGGGUCUAGCAACAGCACAAUACACAAAUCAUAAUAAUAAAAUAGGUCUUUUAAAAUAAUAUUCCCCACAAUGAAUACCACUUCACCAAAAUCAUCCUUAGCCAAAUUGGGUAUACACACUACAAAGCAUAAAUCACUAAAAGUGAUGGUGCUGGGACAGAGUGGUGUAGGAAAAUCGGCUAUGGUUGUACGAUUCAUUACUAGACGCUUCAUUGGUGAAUAUGAUCCAAAUCUAGAGAAGAUCUACACCCAUAACACCACAUUUGACAAUGAGCUCAUACAGUUUGAUAUACUAGAUGCGGCCGGGCAACCAAAUAAAGAAGAUUGCGUUAGCUUGGACUCAAACAUACGUUGGGCGGACGCUUUCAUACUGAUGUACUCGGUGACCGAUAAGUGUAGUUUUGAUGAGUGUAAUCGACUGAAAUUUCUGAUCAACUACAAUAAGAGGCGACGUAAGCUCGGAUCAAAUAAUAAGGACUCACUGUCGGAUGUGCCAGUCAUUUUGGUAGGUAACAAAACCGAUCAAACGGGCGAUCGUAUGGUGAGCCUUGAGGAGGGUCAACGUCGUUUUCGCGAUCUAACAUGUGUCUGCUUUCAUGAGAUCUCUGUGCGAGAGAGUGUUGAUCAAGUUCAGGCAGUAUUUCGCGACGUAUUUCGCUUUUGGCGUGUCUUCAGUAAGUUCCCCAAACUGAAACGUUCCACUAGCGACGUACAAAAUGCUUCUGACUCAGCCUUGAGCCCCGAUUCGGGUUGUUCUUUCUAUGAUCCCUCAUCGUAUAACAGUGAAACACGUAGAUCGUUUUUCAUAAAUGCCAACACCUGCCUGGAGGAGACCGCCGAUCACACAGAAUCCACCGAUGAGCUCGGUUCCGGUAGCCUAUGCAGUUCCCGCUGCGAGAUGGAUACACCAUUCCGCAGUCGGGCUUCCACGGAUGGCACAUUAUUGUCGCGACCACGUCGUUGGCGUUACCCGCCACCCGGUUGUCUAAUGCCACACACAAAUCGCGUGGAACGUCGCAUGAGCAUCUCCACACGUGGCAGCAACGCCAGCUAUUGACUACUAAUGCAUCACUGAGAAGCGCUCGGUAUUAAUAGUAAGUUGUUAUUGUUGCUGUGACAAGCUUUUAUUAUUUACACAAUAAUUACAAGGCUUUGCUCAUUGUAAUACAAAAAUAAAUGGAAUUAUUUUUGAGUCUGUAGUGAAGUAAUAAAAAAAGUUCAAUAUGCUAAAUGGGGGCGCGUUGCACGCUUAUUGAUAGACUAUUUAUUAUAAAAUGUAAAUUAUUGAUUACGAUUACACUAAGAUAUAUGUAAUGCUGAUGUUUUAUACAUGUAUUUUUCUAUGUACUGAUUGUAUUUACAUAUAUAUGAGAUAAGUAUUUAUUAAAGGUUUCAUAGAUGUAUUGAUCCUGAUACAUAUACUAUAUGUACUUGUAUGUAAGAAUUAAUAAUA
Molecule: messenger RNA, 2376 nt
Organism: Zeugodacus cucurbitae (melon fly)
Lineage: Eukaryota; Metazoa; Arthropoda; Insecta; Diptera; Tephritidae
Product: ras-related and estrogen-regulated growth inhibitor
Exons: 7
Coding region: 994-1980 (328 amino acids)
Molecular function (GO): GTP binding; GTPase activity
Source: RefSeq, a predicted model, not a curated record